Molecule: messenger RNA, 1270 nt
Organism: Cladocopium goreaui
Lineage: Eukaryota; Dinophyceae; Suessiales; Symbiodiniaceae
Source: the annotation of a GenBank genome assembly
AUGCCCCAUUCCCAAGUCGGCCCAAGUCGGGCCAAGUCGGGCCAUGUCGUGCUGAGGCCUGACUUUACAGCGGCACAGCUGGACUACAAGCAGCUGCAGAACACCGAUCGACAAGCCAAGGUGGAUUUCUUCGAAUUGCUUUUGGCAAAAGCAGGCCACGCCAUCAAAGCGGCUGGAUGGAACGACAAGGUGCAGCCGCUGAAAGUGAGCGCAUCUGACAUCCUUGGUGGCAAGAACACCGUGGAAAGCAACCGCUUGUUGCAGCUUCUGUGCUACUUGGGGCUCAGGAAGAAGCUGCAAAACGUUGGCAGCUUGGUAGAUGUCGAGGACCAAUACGUGACAAAGCUGUCAAUCGCAUGGAGCGAAAAUGGCCAAGACUGGACGCCUCUCGCAGCCAUGGGAGAAAGCAAGCCUUUUGUUUUUGAAGGAUGUGGUGACGCAGAGACGAUUCGUUUUGUGCCCCUCGGGGUGGCGCAACCACCGCGUGCUGUGCGGCAUAUACGGCUGCAACCUUUGGAAUGGCACAACCAUCCAGGACUACGUUUGGAGGUCUUCGGGUGGACUGAUGGCAAGCUCCAGGUGGACACGCCAAUUCCGAGGUCUCUCCGCGACAAAGCUUGCCGGUUAGACGUGGUGCGCCGCUGUGGUGAGUUGUUGCAAAAGAGCUUGGGCCUUGCCAGCACAGCCGCGCACGAGCGGUGGAGAGAAAUACAACGAGCAGAGGAAGAAAAAAAUCAACAGGCGUUGGCCGAGAGGACCCAGGUGGAGCAGCAGCUCCAGGACACCAUGGCACAGUUGGAUGAGAUGCGAAAAGCCUACAAUCUGCUUCAAGAGCAGGCAGCCCACAGUGAGCAAGAGCUGGCUGAUGCGGAAGCUGAGAGGCUUCGCUUGGGAGUCGAGCAGGACAGCACCAAAGCUCAAGUGGAAGCUCUUGAGGAGAAGUUGGCUCAAGCCAUCCAGGAAGCGUCCGAAGAGAGGGAGAAGGUGAAAGACGCUGAGAAUAAGAUCGAAGAGAUGAAAGCUGUGAAUGAGGAUUUGCAGCAGCAGAUCGGCGUCCUCACUGAAGAGCGCGAUAUUGCUCGUGGAAAAGAAGAGGAACUCUUCGACACUCUGGCAGCCAAGGAAGAGGAUUUGACCAACACCAACGAAGGAUACGUGUACCUCACAGACCAACUCAACGAAGUGAAGGAAGAGUAUGAGGAGAAGGUGGACGACUGUGAACGGAUGAUUGAGAAUCUGACAGAACAAAAUAAGAAGCUUCUAGAUGAAG